Molecule: messenger RNA, 1365 nt
Organism: Enterobius vermicularis (human pinworm)
Lineage: Eukaryota; Metazoa; Nematoda; Chromadorea; Rhabditida; Oxyuridae
Source: the annotation of a GenBank genome assembly
AUGAAAGACGAGCGUAUUUUGUUGCCUACUUUUGGGAUGUCCAUGAACGGUCGGAGGGCGAAGUGGUUAAGAGCCAAUUUCGAUUUUUAUAGUCCGAGCGUUUACCGAAUGUCAGGAGUAUCUGAAUGCGAAAGAUGCUGUUAUGUAAUUCCAAAAAAGAAGAGGAGGUGUAAAAUGUUGGUCAAGAAAGGGAGUAGUUACUGUGGUGAACACGCCAUCUACGAACCGUCCAAUCACGAACGAGUUCCUUGUCCGCUUGACCCGAAGCAUACCGUUAAUAAGAGCGAGCUAGAGGAGCAUAUGAAAAGGCGCUGUAAUUGGCGCAUCCCGGAAGCCCCGUGGGUUGUAAAAGGAUUGAAUUCAUCUGAAGCUAGCUGCAGCGAAGUAGGAGCAGGCAGCCUUGGUUUUCAAAGGGUUGGGAAAAAUAAUCUUUUUGUUUCGGCGAAUUUCGUCACUAUGAUUCGAAAGGCGUAUGAGAAGAUUCAAGAUGAGGUUUGCCACUCUGAAGUGAAGGAUGCUGUAAUUGAAGAAUUUAUGAGACAGACAGAUGAGAUGAAUUUUACCCAUCGGAAACAUCUGAUGCAACAUUCGUCCAUUAUUGGUCUCUUAGUUAGUACUGGACUUUUGUACAACGACAGUCAGCUUUGUAUCAUUGACUUCGGUUCUGGAAAAGCUGAACUUCCGUACUGGAUAUCAAAAGGUUUUCAAAAAUGUAAUUUCUUGCUGCUUGACAACCAAGGGAUGAGAAACAAGUACGACAACAAAGCUGCCAAGGAAGACCCCAUGAUCCGAAUGAAGCGAAUCCGGUGCUCUAUUGAACAUAUAGAUCUAAGCAAAAUUGACGCUGUGAAAGAGGCGAAGGAUGUGGUUGCUAUAUGUAAGCAUUUAUGUGGAAAAGCAACAGAUUGGGGCAUAAGAUGCCUGGAAAAUAGUGCGAAGACUGGCGUGAAUUUUUCCGGAUUUGCACUCAUACCUUGCUGCCAUCACAAAACCGUGUAUGAGGAGUACAUGGGGAAGGAAUUUUUGGCAUCGAAUGGUUUUAGAAGUGAGCAAGAUUUUUCGUUGUUAAGGUACGUAGCCUCCUGGGCAGUUUGUGGUCUACUCUUACAAAGGAAAACAAAGGAUGAGGAUGAUAAAACCUUGAAAGAAAAGCCUAAGCAAAAUGACGGGUCGAGGGAGUCUGGAGGAAAGUUAUCAAAUGAGGAGAGGGAGGUUCUGGGCAGACAAGCAAAAGUUUUGCUGGAGUUUGGUCGAGCAGCUUAUCUGACUCAAAUCGGCUUUGAAGUCAAGUUGUAUCAGUAUGUAAAUUCUACUAUAUCACCAGAAAACCUUCUUAUUUUAGGUCGAAAAAGGUCUUUCACAUGA